AACAUUUACAUGACUGGCUGCUCAGAGCAGGGAGGAGCUGUGGGGCCAGUGUAUAUAACCCAGGGAGGGACUGACACAGGACUGUGAGCUCUGACAGCCCAGCAAACCCUCCCUGAUUGGAAUUAACCCUUUCUCCGCUGUUGGUCCUCCUGCGGGGAGCUGCCUGGCUGCUGCUCAGGCAAACCCUCAAGUUCAGACCCCACGGGACGGGACAAGGACGAUUCAGUGACCUGGAGUUGAUUUGGCCAGCACCUGCUAAGGCUUGUUUCACCCUGGGGAUAAAAGCAGUGUCAAGGAAAGCUUUGAAACAGUUCAUUCGAACGCAACCCAGACACCGUCUGGCUGGUCGGGGUAUUCGGGCAAAACUCACAAUCAAAUUAUAUUUGAAAGGUGUUUUUCCUGAUCGCCCCACGUAGCCCAACCGCGCUUGAGCUGUAAUCGAGUGAGCUACUUUGAAUCUGUCCUUACGAAGGGCUCUGCCAGCACCUCCAGACCCACUGUGAACAGGCCUUAGUUACUGGUGGCUGCAGAAAGGCGUUUCAGAUGAACAAGUCUCCCGUUAUGGAGCCCGGAGUCUUUCGGAGACAGAAGAGAUGCGCCGAGUCGUCUCCUGCUGAGACAACAGGGCCAGAGCCAGACCUGGGUUCCCAGGAAACCCCAGUGACACAAAACGAAACAACUCGUGUGACCAUGUCCCCACAGGGUGGAGAGAGCUGCACAAUCUGCCCUGCAGGUACAGCUGCCUCUUUGGGUUCUGGUUUGAAAGCAUGUGCACGUCGCUGGGCAGUUCGGAGUGUGGUUCUCAAUCUCCUACUGAGCAUCAUCCUCAUCAUCCUAAUCGUCCUCCUCGCCGUGUCACCAAGGAAAUCGGAGCCGUAUGCAGCUGGUCCUGCCUGCCCAGACGGCUGGAUCGGGUACCUGGGGAAGUGUUACUAUUUCUCACAGGCUGAAGGAAACUGGACCUACAGCCAGAACAACUGCUCUGCACUCGGUGCCUCCCUGGCCGUGAUUGACACCCAGCAGGAAAUGGAUUUUCUGAUGCACUAUAAAGGACCCUCUGACCACUGGAUCGGCCUCCGGAGGGAACUGGACCAACACUGGAUGUGGACCAAUGGCACUGAAUUCAACGACUGGUUUACAAUAGAGGGAGGAGGCCUAUGUGCUUUUGCGGACAAUGGCAAAAUUGCCAGUUCAAACUGCUCCAGUGGGGGACACUGGAUCUGCAGCAAACCAGCAGAGAAACCAGAAGGCAGAGCAAAGUGACGGUGACCUGGAUGAGGCGGGGCCUUGUCCUUUUAACGGGGCUGUCCUAAGCUGCCUCAGUGACUGGCGAAGGGGGACAGCCCCAGAAGCAAGGAAGAGAGACGCUCGCUGAAGGACAGUGUAUAGCUCCUCCCCUUGGAGCCUCUGGCACCCAUUGGGCUAUUUGGGGACUGGGGUGAGGGUGCUGAUUAGCCAGCAUCCCCCAGCUCGCUCUCUGGCACAGAGAAGGAAUCUUCUGACUUGGAAAUGAGAAGGGGAGCAGCCCAGCCUGCUGUGUCCCUCCUGUCAGGGGCCCAGGCCAGGAGACUGGCCCGGGCUGUGGCUAGAGGCCAAUGUACCAUCAGGAGGUGCUGUGGCCCCUGCAGCCAAGCAGUGAAGGGGCCGGUGUGAACCCUGCAGCCUGGCGCAAGGACGCAUGAACUCUGCUGUACAGCAAGAAGGGCUGUUGUGCAGGCCCUGCUGAGCGCUGGGGGAGCGUGAAGAGACGCCGCGGACAGGAGAGAUUGGCUGGAACAUGCUAGCAUAGACGUGUGUGUGUGUGUGUGUGUGUGUGUGUGUCUAUACAUGUGUGCACAUAAAUAUUUGUAUAAUAAUA
Molecule: messenger RNA, 1858 nt
Organism: Chelonia mydas (Green sea turtle)
Lineage: Eukaryota; Metazoa; Chordata; Testudines; Cheloniidae
Product: C-type lectin domain family 2 member E-like
Exons: 6
Coding region: 544-1263 (239 amino acids)
Source: RefSeq, a predicted model, not a curated record